Cuscuta epithymum is the source of this 1532-nucleotide messenger RNA. NCBI's taxonomy places the organism in Eukaryota, Viridiplantae, Streptophyta, Magnoliopsida, Solanales, Convolvulaceae. The record is from the annotation of a GenBank genome assembly.
AAUAAGUGUUGCAACUACCGGAGUAAAACGAUUCAGAAUUUUGAACAAUUCCGUUCAGAAGCUAGGAGUCCAGGACUUGGAAACACACCCGAGCAUAGAGGAUCGACUUAUCGGCAAGUCACCGACACAGCGACGCUUGGCCGCCUGCUGCCCAUUCUCAGUGCUCAGCCUUCCGGUGCGCUGCACGCCUUGAUGCCUGCCGCCUGGCUUCAGCCUUUCUUCUUCCGCUUCUAGUCCCAGGCCCUGCGGUUUGUGUUCGGCCCUUAUCACCUUCUGGGAGUUAUGGAAUUAUGCUUUCAAGUCAACAUGACCGGUUUUGGGUUCCUCAAAGCUCGCCUUAAAGUUGCAAGAACAAAGGGCAUGCCACUACUCUAGAAGUUUUAGGCUGUUUUGGAGAAAUUCAAGGGAAAGGCCGAAUUUAGCUUAGCUCUAAACCAAGCGGUACCCCAAUUUUACUAUGGCUCUAUUUCAAAACACAAUCCAUCAGCUUCCAUUGAUGAAUCUUGUGAGGCUACAAGGUGUACCCAUUUUGGAACAAUUGUGUUUAGAGGAACGGUUGUUAAGGACUUCAUCUGACAAUUGGUGUAUUAUUAAUGAUGGGACAGAUCAACCCACUGUAGUUAUGGGUGUUUCUGGGAAGCCUAAUGAACUUAUUGAAGUUAAUUCUGUUUUACAAGAUAAGGUUCCAGUCAUCAAAAGGUUCACUGGUGGAGGCACUGUAAUUGUUGAUCAUGGGACUAUAUUUGCUACCUUCAUAUGCAAUAAGGAUGCUGUUCCCGGAGUGAAACCUUACCCUCAACCUAUCAUGAGCUGGAGCAGCUUAUUGUAUGGAGACGUGUUUCAAGGAAUACGAGAGUUUGCUCUUCGUGAAAAUGAUUAUGUAUUUGGCAGCCACAAGUUUGGUGGAAAUGCAUAGUCGAUCACAAAAAAUAGGUGGAUUCAUCAUACAUCUUUUCUGUGGGAUUAUGCAAUACAUAACAUGGCUUACCUCAAGCUUCCAAAACGAGCCCCUGACUAUAGACAGGCAAGAGGGCAUUUGGACUUCAUAUGCAGCAUGAAGGAGUUCAUGUCAAGACCAGAAUUUAUUGGUAGGACCAUAGAUGCAGGCAGAAAUUAUUUUUAUGUAAGACGAUUGGAACUGGAAGAAGUUGAACACUCACUGGACAUGAAGUUUACACCUACUUCUAGGCUGCUUAUGGAAGAAGAGUUAGAGGGGGGUGCCAUUGUCUCACAUUCCAAGAACCCCAUAUCUCAGUCAAUGUGAUUCUGAAACUUUUAUCAUGUCAUCUCUUGAUUCUCUAUUAAUCUUCAAGAACUACAUAGUAACCCCAGGUGUGGAGAGCCUGCCUGGUUAUUCCUUAGCACGUGAAGUUCAUUUGUUGUAAUGCUCAUGAGCAUGAGUAAUGAGAGACUGCAUAUAGUGGCCACAAACUAUGUUGUGCACACAGUUUUACCUUUGCCAUGGUGAAUAGUCGGAUGACAGUUUUGAACUUUAGUGAUUGGCAUUCUUGUCAAUGAAUUUUCUUAGUUCG